AUGUUGAAGUCUACACAUAAAGUCACGGCGCCUCCUCCUUUGCCGGAAGGAUGGACUGAACAUAAAGCACCGGCCGGGCAUACCUAUUAUUACAACGCUUCUCUACAAAAAUCGACAUAUACACGACCUGCAGCACCACCUACUCCCGCUGCCCCUCCUCCUAUAGACCCAACUCAAAGUUUCUUGCAAUACCAAGCUGUUGGAAAUUCAAACCCAAGUGCUGGACCGAAUUUCAAUAACUUUUCCCCGCAAGGACAAUUCCCAGGUGGGGGUGGGCGUGGAGGAUUUCAAGGUAGGGGUAGGGGUGGACACGACAGACCUCCCAGACCACAGCCUACAGACAAGCCGAAGUCGCGGCAUCCAAUUCCUGAAUGUGAGCCCUGGGUGUUGGUGCAUACCAAACUUGGCCGAAGAUUUGUCUACAAUACCGAGAAGGACCAGAGUUAUUGGCGCAUACCUGAUAAAUUGAAGGAUGGGAUAUUGGCGUUGGAUCAGUUGAGAAUUAAGGAGAAGGCAGAAGCUUGGGCGAAGGAGAAAGAACCUGUUGAUUCAGGAGAAGCUCCCGGUGCUACUGUGCGGCCUCCUGUGGCUGCUCCUGAACCUGCACAAGGCAAUGGAGGGGAAGUAGAGGAUAGUUCCGAGUAUGAAGAGGUGGAGGUAACAGACGAUGAAGACGAAGAUGGGAAUCCUUCCAAACGGCAAAAGACUGAAGAGCAGGACCCGGACGCGCCAGUCGAAUUUAACGAGGAUGAUAUUGCGUUCCAGCUAGCCGCAAUGGGCCAAGAAUAUGGAUUGGAACCUGGAGAAUACGACGAUGGUAACAUGGAGGAAUGGGAAGAAGGUGCAGAGGGUCUGGAAAUUACGCAUGAGGACUCGGCUGCCUUAUUCAAGGAUUUAUUAAACGAUUUCGGAAUCAAUCCUUACAGUCCAUGGGAGAAAUUGAUUGAAGAGGGGAAGCUUGUAGACGAUAUCCGGUAUACAGCUCUGAACACCAUGAAGUUGAGGAAGGAAGUUUGGGAGGAGUGGUCGCGAGAAAAGAUCAAGGUUUUGCGAGAGCUCCGUGCGAAGGAAGAGAGAAGAGAUCCGAGGAUACCGUACCUUGCCUUCCUUCAAAGACAAGCGAACCCGAAACUAUACUGGCCUGAGUUUAAGCGGAAAUACAGAAAGGAAACCGAGAUGAAGGAUACAGCUUUGGCAGACAAGGAUCGUGAGAAGUUCUAUAGAGACCAUAUUAACCGACUCAAGCUUCCGCAGUCAACUCUCAAGUCCGACUUGUUAAACCUGCUCAAGGAUCAGCCUACCUCAGUACUAAACAAUGCGACUCUAUCUUCGCAUCUACCACCUUCCAUUCUUGCGGACAUCAAGUACAUUUCUAUUGAACCGACCGCAAGAGACGCUCUGGUCGAGACCUACAUCUCGACCCUACCGCCACCACCCGAAUCAAUACCCGAAGAAGAGACCGAGGAAGGCAUCAAAGAGAGAAAGGAACGAGAAAGGAGACAAAAGGCUCUGGAAGACCGUGAACGACAUGUUGCGGAAGAAAAACGACGGCAGAAGAGGAAUCUAGAAUUCGGCAAAGGCAGGUUACGGGAAGAGGAGCAGGAAAUUGCUAGGGCGAUGAACGUCACGAAGAAAGGGCUUAAAGAUCACCUCAUGGGAGAGGAAGGUGCAGAUAAAACUGCUUGA
This is a messenger RNA of Lachnellula hyalina, 1686 nucleotides long. It is a transcript of the gene dre4, whose product is annotated as Pre-mRNA-splicing factor. Gene Ontology annotation, molecular function: RNA polymerase binding; transcription coregulator activity. The record is from RefSeq and is a predicted model, not a curated record. Lineage: Eukaryota; Fungi; Ascomycota; Leotiomycetes; Helotiales; Lachnaceae. Gene Ontology annotation, cellular component: nucleus. The transcript has a single exon. The coding region runs from base 1 to 1686 and encodes 561 amino acids.